AUGAAGAUCAAAAUUAGAGAAUGGAACUGGAAUGUUUUUGGGGAUGUCAGGCUGAAAAUGCAAAAAGCUGAAGAAGAUGUUAAAGCAACAUCAUUACUAUCUGAUAGAAACCCUGAAGAUAUUACUUUGUUGAAUAACUUGGUAACUGCAAGAGGAAGGCAAGAAUUAGCAAAUGAACAAUACAAAGCCAUACUUCAUCAAAAAUCUAGAGAAAAAUGGCUGAAAGAAGGAACAACAAAUACAAUAUCUUUUCAUACUUCAGUGAAGAUCAGACAAGCCACAAAUGCAAUUUCUGAACUAGAAGAAGACUCUGGAUCUAUAGUCAUUGAUCAGAAAAGAAUAACACAUAUUUUGGAGCAACAUUUUGAGAACAAGUUUAAAUAUCAAGAGGUUAAUAUGGCUGAUGAAAUAUUUGAUGCUACCCCAGAAUUAAUUACUCAAGAUGAUAAUAGAAUGAUGGAAGCAAUUCCUACUAAUGAGGAGAUAAGAGCAGUUGUUUUCCAGUUAAAGGCAUAUAGUGCACCUGGACCAUAUGGGUUUCCAAGUUUCUUUUACAAAUUUCAUGGGAUAUAA
Molecule: messenger RNA, 573 nt
Organism: Papaver somniferum (opium poppy)
Lineage: Eukaryota; Viridiplantae; Streptophyta; Magnoliopsida; Ranunculales; Papaveraceae
Exons: 1
Coding region: 1-573 (190 amino acids)
Source: RefSeq, a predicted model, not a curated record